CGGCCCGCCCCCCGCUGAAGGGAGGAAGGGAUUAUGGCACAGGCUCAAGGUUUGGGGAGGAGAUACAUUAAAGCCUUUUGUAAAGGUUUCUUUGUUGCUGUUCCGGUAACGGUGACUUUCCUGGAUAGAGUUGCCUGUGUAGCAAGAGUGGAAGGAGCAUCAAUGCAGCCUUCUUUGAAUCCUGGGGGAAGACAAGCAUCUGAUAUAGUGCUCUUAAACCACUGGAGCAUUCGAAAUUAUGAUGUACAACGUGGGGACAUUGUCUCAUUGGUGUCUCCUAGAAACCCUGAGCAGAAGAUCAUUAAACGAGUGAUUGCUCUUGAAGGGGACAUUAUUAAAACCAUCGGAUACAAAAAGAAGUAUGUGAAAGUUCCACACGGGCAUAUUUGGGUGGAAGGUGAUCACCGUGGGCACAGCUUUGACAGCAAUGCUUUUGGGCCGGUUUCUCUUGGACUUCUACAUGCUCGAGCUACUCAUAUCCUCUGGCCUCCGCAACGCUGGCAGAAGUUACAGCCAAUGCUACCUCCAGAGCGCAAACCACUCCAGAGAGAGCAAGAGUGAUCUAAAUGUUCAGAUGGAAAAACACUGAAGUGAAGUUUAACCAGGAAGAGUUGCAGUGGUUGUACCAUCACCCAUAAGAGCUUUGCCAAGUGUGCUUUAAGAUCAGAUACCAUAUCAGCAAAUACAUGCAACAUCUUCAUGAUAAAAUGCCACCUUAAAUGUAAAGUGUUUUUUUUGGUUUUGUUUGUUUUGUUGUUUGGUGGUUUUUUAAAAUCUCAAACAGUACUGCAUUGUGCAUUAUUUUGGUUUGAAAUAAUUGGUUGUAGGUUUGAAUGUUCAAUUUUUCUGGGAGCAGUAAAAUGCUUGACUUGUUAUGUCUGUACCUGUGCUAACCUGGAUAAGAAAUUAUUAAAAACUUCAAUAAACUAUUUUAA
Messenger RNA from Gavia stellata (red-throated loon), 935 nucleotides. It is a transcript of the gene IMMP2L, whose product is annotated as inner mitochondrial membrane peptidase subunit 2. Bases 34 to 561 code for a protein of 175 amino acids. Lineage: Eukaryota; Metazoa; Chordata; Aves; Gaviiformes; Gaviidae. The record is from RefSeq and is a predicted model, not a curated record. Gene Ontology annotation, molecular function: serine-type endopeptidase activity. Gene Ontology annotation, cellular component: membrane; mitochondrial inner membrane peptidase complex. Gene Ontology annotation, biological process: mitochondrial respiratory chain complex assembly. The transcript is spliced from 6 exons.